Messenger RNA from Magallana angulata, 1354 nucleotides. RefSeq lists its product as uncharacterized. The transcript has 9 exons. The coding region runs from base 166 to 1218 and encodes 350 amino acids. NCBI's taxonomy places the organism in Eukaryota, Metazoa, Mollusca, Bivalvia, Ostreida, Ostreidae. The record is from RefSeq and is a predicted model, not a curated record.
UUCCUCCAUAUUUAAUGUUACGAUGGAAAUUUAACGAGAACUGAACGUCCUUAUUGUUCUUAUCUCUGAAAUAUUUCAAUUAAACUUCGUCCAGAUUGGAAAAUGGAUACAAAGUAUAAACUUUGAUACAAAGCUUAACCUUAUUAUUCAAAUUUCAAUUCAGCCAUGAACACCUUUGUUAGACUGUCUUAUUUCAUCAAUUUAGUGUCGUUGGUGAAGAAUGUAUCAACAGAAUGCAACAAUACCAUUGAUUUGAUAGAACAAAAGACGGUCGGCGAUAGUCUAUCAAUGUCGUGUCCAUCACAGAACAACCAAAUAAGAUGGGAACACCACAGCAGCAAUGUUCUCUUGAGGACCUUUAAUACUCCAAAUAUUACAAUAUUUAACAUUUCCUAUUUGGAUAUUGGAACUUAUCAGUGUUUAACUAUAAAGGAUUCUUGCAUUAGAAAAAAAGUAAUUCUAAAUGUUCAAGGACCUCCAGUUGUGUUAAGAGCAGAGAAGUACAUCGGCAGUGGCGAAACAAAUAUGGUUUUAAUUGCAUCGGAAUUAAUAAGUUUUCCACGUCCAGACGAGGAAGUAACAACCAAAGUAUGUGGAGCAGAAAACCAAAAGAAAAUAAAUGCUACAGAAUACCAGUCAGUAUUGGUGAAAACAAAUCGAUAUAAUUUAGAUUUUGAAAUCCCUGGAUAUUGUAUUAAUAUUACGAUCGAUCCUUCAACUUUAACUGGAGAAACUCUUACCUGUAUAGAAGUAUAUAUAUCAAACAAAAUUGGGGAAACGAUGUUUAGGUUAAACUUAACCAUCGAAUACGCUGAUUAUGACAACAGAAGAUCAUUUUUAAAAAUUCUUCGAGAAAAUACCGUUUUGGUGGCAGUGGGUGGAUUAGGACUGCUCCUACUGAUUAUUCUGAUCGUACUCAUUACUUUGUGCAGGCGUCUUAAACGGGUGGAGACAAUAAAAAUGUCAAAGCCAUAUGAUGUUCUCAGCACUCACCUCGUCCGCCAAUAUACGACAAUAAAUCCUAAUAACAGUAGCACUUUUUGGAGGGACCCAGUGCCAUGUCAAACAAGUUUUGAUGCUGAUCAAUCCUUACCGUUAAAAGUUCAAUUAUAUGAACGGAAUACUGGAAAGUCACUUGCUAGAACAGGGAACCAAGGAGUGCAUAGUUUUCAACAAGGGGAAACACUUAGUGCCGAGGAAUAUGAAGAUGUCUUCUAACAGGGUUCUAAAAUAUGUCAUAUAUGUUUGUUUUUACUACUGUGCUAGUGUUGAUUUAUUGUAUUAAUGUAAAAUUUAGGAGACUGUUAAACAAAAUAUAAAACUAAAACUUUUCUCGAUUUCACUUUUACAUUUC